Molecule: messenger RNA, 2533 nt
Organism: Lepisosteus oculatus (spotted gar)
Lineage: Eukaryota; Metazoa; Chordata; Actinopteri; Semionotiformes; Lepisosteidae
Gene: ethe1
Product: ETHE1 persulfide dioxygenase
Biological process (GO): glutathione metabolic process; hydrogen sulfide metabolic process
Cellular component (GO): mitochondrion
Molecular function (GO): sulfur dioxygenase activity
Source: RefSeq, a predicted model, not a curated record
AGGUGGGGCGGAAGGGUUUACAAUUUGGGUCUAUAAAUAAAAAUGUCCUUUUGGAUGUUACGGUGGUAUCGCGUAAACAUUUAGUUGGGCAAUAAAAGGUAACAUUUAUUGUUCUGGCUAAGGGCACUCUUUUUACGCUUACGUGCUCCGUCACCCCGUCAAGGAAGUAUCUCUGCUACGAGUCAUGCAAUGAGAAACACAUAGGCCACGGAGCUGGGGAGAGGAAAGUUCACUUUUCAAUUGGUUUCUCGCCCCUGGGCCUGUGCACUCACACUGCCCCAACCGGCUUGGCAAAACCCGACUAUAUCAGGACUUCUUGGCUGACAACCCGAUCAUUAUAAGAAUGAGCUCUGCGGUGCUCCGCACGUCCAAACCCGCCCUUGGUUUCGCCUCGCUCGUCAGACUUGCCGGGCAGUCGAACGGGUCCCAAGCCGGUCUGACUCGCACUCUCCUCGGCUCACUGAGCUCCUGUCACCCGCUGCACCGCAGGAGCUGGAGACACUACAGUGUGAGGAUGGAUCAGAGGACCGGGCUCCUGUUCAGACAGCUGUUCGAGUCGCAGAGCAGCACGUACACCUACCUGCUGGCUGACGCCCAGACCAGGGAGGCGGUUCUGAUCGACCCAGUUUUGGAGACAGUGGAACGGGACGCUCGGCUGGUGGAAGAUCUGGGGCUCAACCUCACAAUUGCGGUCAACACCCACUGUCACGCGGACCACAUCACAGGCACGGGACUGCUGAAGAAAAGACUGCCGGGCUGUCACAGCGCCAUCUCCAAGGACAGCGGGGCCACCGCCGACAUCCACCUCAAGGAGGGAGACAGAGUUACCUUCGGCAAAUAUUCCCUGGAGGCUCGAGCCACUCCUGGACACACAGACGGCUGUAUGACCUUCGUCCUCAAUGACCAGAGCAUGGCCUUCACUGGCGACGCACUGCUGAUCAGGGGCUGCGGACGCACUGACUUCCAACAAGGCUGCGCUUCAGCCCUGUACGAGUCUGUGCACAAGAAGAUCUUCACCCUGCCUGGAGAGUGCCUGGUGUACCCUGCUCACGACUACACGGGUCAGUCAGUCUCCACGGUGGAUGAGGAGCGCCGUCUCAACCCCCGUCUGACCAAGAGCUUGGAGGAGUUUGUGAAGAUCAUGAAUAACCUCAACCUUCCCAAGCCUAAACAGAUUGAUGUUGCUGUGCCUGCCAACCUUGUCUGUGGGAUCCAGAACGUGUGAAGAUGGCAAAGAAGUGGAUUAUAACCUUCUGUCUGUUUUUAUGAUCAUUAUUGUGCUGAUUGUGACUUUUUAAUUUGAAAUGUAUGCCACCUUGUUCAACUGACAUCGUUUUUCGGACUAAUUCCAAAAUUGUUCUGUGAAUGUGCACGUUCCAUGUUCACUGUGCAGGCAUAGGCUGGGUUGAAAAGGAGAAGCUGAAUUCCCAGAUCAGAAUUUUGCGAGAACUUUAUCUGCAGUAGCGAUAGAAUUUAGCCUGAACCAUGGGAAAUAAGGCUAGUUGGGUGAGAAAAGGUGAAUAUGAUUUUGGCACUUGGGAGAAAGAAAGCACUUUUAUUGCUCUGGCUGUACACUGCAGAGGGCAGCAAGAUGGCCUGAUGUUUGAGUUGCUGCUUCACAAUUUGAUUCCAGCUUGGGGAUACCUUCUGUGUGGAGUUUUCACGUUCUCCUGUACUAUGUUGGCUUUCACUGGGUGAUCUGGUUUUCCCCCAUAGUCCAAAUUCUGAGAAUGUUCUCAGAAUGGGUGCUGUGCCACACAUUAACACCCUUAUGGUAAAUGUACCAUAAAGGAUGUCUGCCGUAAAAUGUAACACUCAUUCUUCCUACAUCAACUUCUCUCUGUCCUUUCUUUUUGAAAACAGCUUAAAAAAAAAACUCCUGCUGGAGUGCCCAUAUCAGACAGUACAUCCUCCUAAAAAAGAAGUCUGUAAUCAGAAAGAAAAUGGAUAAGAAUGUCAUGCACGGGUUUUUUAAGAAAUUAAAUAACAAGAAUAAUAAAACAGAGCGUUUGUCCCUGGUCGCUGAACAUAAAUGGUGUUUCUUCAGACCAAUUGGUCUGUUUCUGGAAUCCAUCAAGAAACAGCUCAUCGAAAGUCAGCGAGCAACCAGACAAACAAAUUUUGUUUCUAACCUCUCAUAAGCGCUUGAAAAUCUUCUGGGAAAAAGAACCUCUUCCUGAACAUAGCUGGUUACUUUAAAGAUCAGGGAUAUCUGCUGAUGUUGUUGCUCUUGAGGACUGGAAUUUAUGUGGCAGAUCAGCAGUGCUAGUCUGUUGAGUUUCAAGCCUGUUCCUUCCACUGAAACCAAAUGAGACAGUCCCAGGAAAGAGGUGGAUUUGGAAUGAUCAGUUAGGGAACAGUCUGGAGCUGCCCCGUGCAAUAGGCAUCGAUCUGUGGGAAGGCAUCCAAUAGAGUUUUUAAGGAAUGGAGUGUUUUCUGGAUUUGGCUGCCGUGGUCAGCAUAAACUGUUCUUUGGUGGGUAGCUGCGUCAGCAUGCGUAGGCUGCAAAGGAACAAGUAAUAGAUUUAUUCCU